CUGCAUAAAUUAUGUUCAUGACGUAGUGCAAAAAGAGCAAAUUUGAGCUAAUUUUUCCGCCACUUUUCUGCAGAUUCUGGUUUCCCUUUACUAUUAAGGGGCAUUACUUCUCCGGCGUGACAGUUAACGAAAAGACGUCAUUAAAUAUUUAGUAAAACAGGAGCAGCGCGCAUUCCCGAGCCUCCUUAUCAAUGCAAAUAGCUCUUUUGUGUGCAGCCGUAGCGCGCGCCUGGAAGCUGUGAUGUGAAUUUUUAAUUAUGCAUGUUUAAAACAAACUGUGGCAAAGCUCGUCGAAGGAGGAGAAAUAAAGAAAAUAUCCCACCUAGCAGCGGGUGAUACUGCGCAGCUGGCAACAUCCACUUCAUUCACUAUGCAGAAUCAGUGAUCUCCUUCGAGCUUAGACUUCAUCAUGGACACUGAGGAUCUUCCUGCAAACAAUGCUCCUCUCACUGUCAAUGAACAGCUUUUAGGUUCCUGCACUUUGAAAUUCCCAGAACAAGACGAGCAGGUCAUCGUCAUGUCGGGUCAGGAGACCAUCCGGGUGCUGGAGGUGGAAGUGGAUACAGCCCUGUCCUCCUCAGGGGCAGAUGGGAAGUUGGAGUCAGGGGGUGAGGAGGGGGGACAGACCCUGGAGGCAGCUGAGGAGGCAUUGGAUAGUCCGGUUACCAUAAGCACUACCACACCUGUGUCUGUGGAGGACUCCUCACCUGCAGUCCAUACUUUGGUCUCCAAGCACAUCAGUGUGACACAAGACCAGCCCCAGACCAGCAUACCCAUCACUGUUCAGGCAUGCCCACAGGUCCUGACUCAGGAAGCUUUGGCCUCUCUGAUGACUGGCAUGUUCGCUCAGCAAGGUUCUCUGGCUCAGCCCUUGCUCAUCCCUCUGAGUAUGGCAGGAUCUGUGGGUGGUCAGGGUGGUCUGGCCGUGCUCACCCUACCCACUGCUAAUUUUGCCACCUUAUCUAGCCUUGCUGCUGCCAGCCCUGGUGGAGGACUGCUGAAGCUGCCUUUUGCUGGACUGCAAGCUGCUACUGUGUUAAACUCUGUCCAGACGCAGCUGCAGUCACCUGCGCAGGCAGUUCUGCAGCCUCAAGUUUCUUCUCUACAGUCCAUACAGGCAACCUUGCAGCCAACACAGACGACACCAACCACCACUAUGUCUGUUGUGCAGAAAUUGUCAGAGCCUAGCGCUUCUGUUGCAACGCUUCAGACUGCAGGCCUGUCCAUCAACCCUGCUAUUUUCAGCGCUGCUUCUCUGGGAGCACAACCACAGUUUAUCAGCUCUCUUACAACAACUCCCAUCAUUACUAGUGCCAUGUCUAAUAUGGCAGGACUGACAAGUCAGCUUAUUACUAAUGCACAGGGCCAGGUGAUUGGAACACUUCCUUUUCUGGUGAACCCUGCAUCGUUGGCUGGAGCUACAGCAACCUCUGCAUUACCUGCUCAAGGCCUGCAGUUCCAGACCAUGUCCCCACAGCUGCUCCUGAACUCCCAGGGUCAGAUCAUUGCUACUAUAGGGAACGGCCAUACAGCUGCUGCUCCUUCCACCACCUCUGUCCUCCCCAAAGCCACUGUGCCCCUGACACUCACCAAGACCACCACACAGGGUCCGGUUGGAAAAGUGGUUCAGUCAAAAGUGAUCAUUGCUCCCCAGCCCACUGUGGGUAAAGCAGUCACAUCCCUCUCCUCUGCUGGUGCCAUCGCCUGUGGAGAUAUGCCAACUGUGGGCCAGCUUGUCAGCAAGCCACAGUCUGGUGUGCAUGAAGAAGAGGCCAUUAAUCUGGAGGAGAUCCGUGAGUUUGCCAAGAAUUUCAAGAUUCGACGGCUCUCUCUGGGCCUGACACAGACACAAGUGGGCCAGGCUCUCACUGCUACAGAGGGGCCCGCAUACAGUCAGUCAGCCAUCUGCAGAUUUGAGAAGCUUGACAUCACUCCCAAAAGUGCCCAGAAGCUGAAACCCGUGCUGGAACGCUGGCUGGCAGAGGCUGAACUCUGGAACCAGAAAGGUCAGCAGAACCUUAUGGAGUUUGUCGGCGGUGAACCCUCCAAGAAGCGCAAACGGAGAACCAGCUUCACGCCGCAGGCCAUAGAAGUCCUCAACGCUUACUUUGAGAAAAACUCCCUCCCAACCGGACAAGAAAUCACAGAGAUUGCCAAGGAGCUGAAUUAUGACCGAGAGGUGGUUCGCGUCUGGUUUUGUAACCGUCGACAGACUCUAAAAAACACCAGCAAGAUCAAUGUGUUUCAGGCCCAUUAGGAUGAUGGAGUGUCUAAGCAUGCGGGGAACUUUUUUUAGAAGCUGGUGCACAAUAAAUGGUUGUAAUAUUGGUGCUAUUUGCAACAUGACUGAAAUGACUGAUUUACGGUUAAGACGAAGCCAGCGGCACUUGAAUGAUGUGAGGUCCUUGCAUAGUAUCAAACAAUAUCAAACAUGUUUUCGUUUGAUUUUGUUUCCAUUAUGCUGCAUGAUGAGGGACUUUUUGGUCUGCCAUCACAAUCUUUGAUGCUAAAAUGGCUUUUGAACUAUUUUAAAUAUUGAAGAAGCUAUGAAUUCCUAUAGGCGCUGUUUUUAUUGAAAAAAGCACUUUGUUUAUACACAAAGUUAAAUGUUCAAAAUAUUCUUCAUAAAUGUUCUUGUUUUGCAGUAACUAAACUGACAUUAUUCUUCAAAGUAGUUGUUUGGUUUUUGCUGUAGUAAUGUCAGCUAUAGGUCUGUACUGAAUAAAAUGCACAGAAGAGGUCAUUCAAUUAUUUGACAAUUUCCCAUAUCUAGUGUUCAUGUCGUUUUGCUGUACAUUACUUGAGACUGGUAUUUUUGAUCUUUGACUUUCAAAAACAGUAGUUCCAUUAUCUUUGUGCUUAUAAACAGUAGGUGUGGUUUGGUCAAGUAUAUACUGGACAAUCAUAGUACUCUGAAUCAGUAUGCAUGCCCUGCUUUUAUGUGGCUAAAUCCACUGUAGUCAGUUUUGGAUGUCAUCAACAUUCAUAAAGUCAGAUUUGUUUUAUUUCAGCUGUGUUAUGUCUGUCUAUUGAUUUAAAAAAAACAACAACAAAAACAUUUAAACUGUAUUAUGAUUACAGUGGCUGACAUUAGAAAAUGGAUUUCAUUGUCACUGUUAUAUUGUUUGUGCCAUAAGUGUAGUAAAAAACUGUUAUAUCAGGAAAUGCUUUUAAAGAGAGAGUGAAAUCUAUAAAUAUUUGUGGCACUUCAGAAACAUCAUCUACAAGUUAAGUUGUGUUAAAGGGUAUUAUUAUCAAAAAUGCAAUUUGCCAUUAUUGAAUUUGAACUUUAAAAUUGUUUAUAAGAAGUUGUCCCUCGAGAUAUUGUGACAGUACAGCAAUAUGCACAGUUUAUAUUAAUAUUUUCUAAAUUUGUAACCAGAAACCGUUAUGUUCUAAGCAUAAAACUUGAUUGUUCUUAUGGACCUUCGGUAUUUAUCUAAUGGAUUCUUAUCUUAAUUAGUACAAUGCUAUAAAUGUACAUUUUAAUAUUGUGAAGAAGGAAUGGUAUAACUAGCGUUUUAUCUAAUGCUAUAAAUAAUAACAAAACUGUUCAACGUGUUAAUUUGUGCAGGGGUAAUGAAUUUUAAAUCAAUGCUUUAAGAAUUGCAUUUACAGAUCCGUUAACAAUAUUUAUUUUGUAUCAAUUGUAAUGUUUGGGAUUAACUUGUUAUUUGAAUAAAUUAACA
Messenger RNA from Xyrauchen texanus (razorback sucker), 3689 nucleotides. Its product is annotated as POU domain, class 6, transcription factor 1-like. Gene Ontology annotation, molecular function: DNA-binding transcription factor activity, RNA polymerase II-specific; RNA polymerase II cis-regulatory region sequence-specific DNA binding. Gene Ontology annotation, biological process: regulation of transcription by RNA polymerase II. The record is from RefSeq and is a predicted model, not a curated record. Lineage: Eukaryota; Metazoa; Chordata; Actinopteri; Cypriniformes; Catostomidae. Bases 410 to 2257 code for a protein of 615 amino acids. The transcript has 12 exons.